This is a messenger RNA of Metopolophium dirhodum (rose-grain aphid), 5277 nucleotides long. It is a transcript of the gene unc-5, whose product is annotated as netrin receptor UNC5B. Gene Ontology annotation, molecular function: netrin receptor activity; protein binding. Gene Ontology annotation, biological process: netrin-activated signaling pathway; motor neuron axon guidance. Bases 442 to 3492 code for a protein of 1016 amino acids. The transcript is spliced from 17 exons. Gene Ontology annotation, cellular component: membrane. Lineage: Eukaryota; Metazoa; Arthropoda; Insecta; Hemiptera; Aphididae. The record is from RefSeq and is a predicted model, not a curated record.
UCGACGGCCCCGCAUGAACAGUUUCGUUCGUGUGCUUCGUGUCGUCGGAUGUCCGUCGUCGUCGUCGUCGUUGUCCGUUUCGUUUCGUUUCUCGCGAGUCCGAUUCCGCCGCGUCGUAGUUUUUUUUCGCGCAAACGAUUUAAAUUUUUCGACUUAGUGGCGAAUGUGUUAGUGCCGUCAAUAUCGGAAAACCGAUUUCAGUGCAGGAAGUAUUAUAACAUUGACACUCGACAACUUUCGUGUGCGUCAUUUUUUUUGGAUUAUAUCCCGCUGACGGACAGACCGCCGGAACGUGGAAAUUUCGCCUAAAAGGAUCCGACUGAGCACUGCCAGCGCGUUUUAUUCAUGCGUGUGACCUAGUAGUGGAAGGGACUCUCGCGUAUGAUGUAAAAAACCAAGUGGACCGGACACGAAGAGUAUAUACACCCGUUCGGUAAAACCAUGUGUGGUCAGGGUAGAAACCGGCCUGGACCUGUGGCCAUGUUUACGUUACUGCUUGUACUCGUCAACGUCCAAGCCGGUUUCGGGUCAUCGUCGGAAACGGGCGGCGGUGGUGGAGAAGUCGACGAGGGGUCGUAUUUGCCGGGUGGCGACACUCUCAUGCACCCGGUGACGGCGUCCAGUCUGGACGCUCCCGUCCAACUUCCGAUAUUUCUCGAAGAGCCGAUGGACGCAUACGUGAUCAAAGGUAAACCAGCAGCGCUCACAUGCAGGGUUGCGCACGCGCUGACUGUGCACUUCCGGUGCAACGGCGACCGGAUCGAAGACUCUAUGGGUCCCGUAGUCACCGACUUCGUGGACCCGCAGACCGGCGUCCGGAACGUGGAGGCAAUCGUCAACGUCACCAGGAACCAUGUGGAGGAGUAUUUCGGAAAGCACAACUACCAGUGCCAGUGCGUGGCGUGGACUUCACGCGGCGAGAUCAUCAGCAGACCGGCCAACGUGGUCGUGGCUUACCUGAAGAAACCGUUCACGUCCGUACCGUAUUCGGUGAGUGUGGAAACGGACCGAAACGUUGAGCUCCGAUGCCUGCCACCGGACGGCGUCCCACCACCCCGGGUGUACUGGCUACGGAACAACGUGGCGAUCGAACCGGACAACAACAUGAUCGUGUCCAGCGAGGGAAACCUGUUGAUCGGCCAGGCCCGACUGCAGGACACGGCCAACUACACAUGCGUGGCCGAGAACGUGGCGGCCAAGAGGCUCAGUGACCCGGCGCUGCUCACAGUUUACGUGAACGGAGGCUGGUCGCCGUGGUCGCAGUGGUCCGAAUGCAGUUCCCGGUGCGGCAAAGGGCAACAGAAAAGGACCAGAGUGUGCAACAACCCGGUGCCGCUCAACGGGGGCAAACCCUGCCCCGGACCGGCGGUGAAUAAGGCCGAAUGCACUUCCAUCUGUCCGGACGGCGAAUACAGUGACACCGUGGCCGAAGAAGCAAUCGACGGUCAUUGGUCGGCGUGGUCAUCGUGGUCACCCUGCGGUCCGGAUUGCCGUCAUCAUCGGACCAGGUCUUGCACGUCGCCGAGCCCCUCAAACGGCGGGCGAUACUGCGUGGGUCGGGACGCUUUGACCGGAAACUGUUCAGGAGGAUCUUGUAUCGGUGGCAGAGAUGACCCUGUGAAUUAUGAUGAUGAGCAAUUCACCGAGGAAGCUGCUACCAAAUCGGUAGUGGAGACCGAUGUGGCGCUGUACGUGGCACUCAUAGCCGCCUCCGUGCUGCUGGCUGGCAUGGUCCUGUUGUUCCGGCUGUACAAGAACAAAGGCCGCGAUCACAGCAUGUACAACAUGGCCAACUCGGAUUUCCAACCGGAAUUCUUCCCGGACCAAGAGAAAAAGACUUACUCUCUGGAGUGCCAUUCGCGGAACGGCGGCUGCAACCAUUUCCAGCAGACGCAACCGGACCUGACCAGAACCGUGGUAGUGGUGCCGUCGUGCUACGAGUACCCGUUCACCAACGACCAGAAUGCGUAUAGCUUGACCAGGUCUUGUUCAGAACACCAUUAUGACGUGCCCCAUCACAAUGGUGGCGUCGGUGGCGGUGCCAGUUCGACGGUUACCACAGCCAUCAUGGCGCCGCCAGUCCCGUCCGUGGCCCCUGACAGUCCGAACGCGCUCACGUCUAGUCCCGAGUCCAGUCACAGCUUGACCAGCUACACUUGUUCGAGCAAGUCCCAGUCGGACUCUAGUGGCGUGGCGUGCCAUUGCAAGGACUAUUUGUGGAUGAAGGAGACUGCCGUGACGUCGACAGGUUGCCGUUUGGAGUGCAAAGAGUACGGGUUGUCGCUGACCAUUCCCGAAGGCGCCAUCGCUAAGUCGCAAAAAGAACCCGUACUGUUUGCCUUGUUACAGGACGAGUACAAGCCGAUACUCUCCGAUGGACAAACGCAGUUAAGUCCGGCGGUGAUGUGCGGCCCUAACGGGAAGAGCUUCAAGAAGCCAGUGAUCGUCGGAAUGCGACACUGCGCCAGUCUGAUGCAAGGGCCCUGGGUGAUUUCGGUGCUGAGUUGCGACAUGCCUCUAGGCGCUAAACCCAAAUGGAAGAAAAUUCUGACAUUGGGAGAGGAAACAAUCAACACAUCGGUGUUUGUGCAAAUGGACGCGGAACACGUGUAUUUGAUGAGCGAAACGCUGUCAAAGUUUGUGUUGGUUGGCGAACCAGACACGACGGUGGUCAGCAGUCCACCCGCGAAGACGCUUAAAGUGGCCCUGUUUGGAUCGCUGAACCGGAAGUUCAAAUACGACAUCCGGGUUCAUGUGGUCGACGACAACGGCGUGGCUUUAGAGAGGCUGAAACACCAAGAGCGCAGCGUCAGCGGAGGCGUGAUGCUGGACAAGUCCAAGUCGAUGUGCUUUCAAGAGGGUGGCGGCAACCUAGUGAUCACCAUGGACGAUAUUGGCACCAAUUGGAGGAGUAAACCCCAAGAUAACUACAAGGAGAUCCCGUUCCAGACCCUAUGGAACUCGGGUGGCCUGGCUGUGUUCUCGCUGGAACCGUACGAACAACAGUACCCGGACUCGUGGGUGAACGUUUCCUGUCGGGUGUGCGUGUCGCAGACGGCGGCCACCGGUUCGCUGCGAAACGUCAAGCACACGUUCAAGGUGAACCAGGACCCGAACAGCCUGUCGUCUGUCGGCCACCAACCUAGACAGCCGAGGACUGUGACCAGCACCACGGGCAGCGGAUCGAGCGUCACAUCGUGCGAUCCAACGCCAUUUCGAUUCGGUAAAGUCUUACGUAAGCAACUCUGUCAAUGUUUAGAUCCACCAAAUUCUAGGAGCAACGACUGGAGGAUGUUGGCCCAACGGCUCACCAUGGACAGGUACAUUAACUAUUUCGCGGUCAAGCCCAGUCCCACCGACCAGAUACUGGACCUGUGGGAGGCCAGGCACAGGGAACCCACGUCCGUCACGGACCUGUUGAACGUGCUCAGGCUGAUGGGCCGCACGGACGCCGCCUCCCUGCUGGAACGCGAACUCGGCCCGUGGCUGUGAGCGGCCUCGGGAGCGGCAGCGGGCUACGCUCGUCCCCGGCCGCCGACUCCGACGCCGCCGCCACCGCCACCAUUUGCAGUUCCUACGACGCAUAUUUUUUUAUAAGUCUCCACGCCGCGCGAUUUAGUAUUUUUUAUUUUAAUUAUUAUUUUAUGUUAUUAUGAAAGUUUUUUCUUCGAAAUUUUACGUGUACAUUUAUUCGUGUUUUUGUUUGGUCAUUAUAUUUUUCAGAUAAAUAUAAAAAAAAAAAAAAAAAAAUUGAUAAAUAAUAAUAGAAAUUAUUAUCAUCGACAAUCAAAAACUUAUUAAUAUUAUAUAUUAUAUUUAUGUACAAUAUGUAUAUAUAUAUUAUUGAAACGCGCGUUUUAUCGUUAUAUAUUAUUUUCUUCUCUCGGUUUGUUUUAGACAAAAUAGACAUCGUCGUACCUAUAUACAUCAUAUUUAAUAUAUAUAUACAAACUGCAAAAACUGUUGUUGACUCGUAUACUAUAGGUACAAUGUACAUACGUUGUCAAGAUACGCGUUAGGUUUUCAGUUAAUAUAUUCAUGUAUUUUUUUUUAACAAUAUUUUACAAUUUACAUACUAGGUAUAUAAUACCUAAAUACCUACACAUAUUAUUAUUAUUAUUAUUAUUUCGAAGAAAAUUUGAGUCCCGGAUAAAAGACUAUAUUAUUUUAGUGAUAGAUUAUCUGUGAUAAAACAUAAAUUGACGAUAAACUCCAUUAUAAACAAUUAUUAUUAUUGUUAUUAUACGAUGACCGUUAUAUUAUCAUUUCUGGCAAAUAAAAUAAAUCUUCAUAUCCGUUUGUAUAUAUUACGAUGAUAUACUACCUAUUAUGAUAUUAAUUAUUGUAUAACCUAGAGUUAUAUAUAUUACCUCUCCCUCCGUCAUCGGUUUAUUCUUUUCUAUUUCCUAUCGCUAUCGUAAUACGCGUUUUCGCAGCGCACUAACACAUAAACCUAUGUUAUACAUCUACAUAAUAUAUAAUAUACAAUAUUGUGUAAAUUAACUGAUUAUAUAUAUAUAUAUACCUGAAAAUGUAUAAAACAAAAAUGUGUAAAACUAAAUCUAUUUAAUAUUUAUAUAUAUAUUAUGUAAUAUAUGUAAUACUUAAACGUCUAGAUAUUAUAUAUAUAUAUAUAUUGUACACGCGCGGCCACUUGUGUUUACAUGUACACAGAAUAUUAUAUUAUACAUGCGAAACAAAGACUAUUAUAUUAUGAGUAUGUAUUUAAAAUAAUAAUAUAAUAUUAUCGCGUUGUAUAUUGUGUUUAUUAUUUAAUUUGUAAAUAAUUGUACCGAUUAUGUAUAUUUAAUAUUAUUAUUAUUAUUAUUAUUAUUACUGUAUAUUGUUGACGACUCACUAGUUUUCAUUUUAUAUUACUACCUAUUAUUAUUAUUAUUAUUUAUUUAUUCGAUUAUUAUUAUUAUUAUUAUUUAUUAUGAUUGUGCAACGUCGUGACCAACGGCGGUCGUCGUCAUAGUAUAUUACGAUGAAUUAGGUAGAUACAUCGAUUAUACCUGUAUAUAUAUAUAUAUAAUUAUGUGUUAAUAUAUAUAUAUGCGCGUGUGUGUAAGUAUGCCUACGAAAAUAAUAAUAUUAUAUUUUAAUGAAAACGUGUAAAAAAGAAAACCCGUAGUGUUAACGUGCUGAGCCAAUGAUUUAGUUGAUUUUUUUAUAUAUAUAUAUAUAUAUUGUGUAUAUCCAUUGGACUUUUGACAAGAAAUAAAUAAACUGAAUAUAUAUAAAUAAAAUGUUUUGUUAUAGUGGACAAUAACUUCA